This is a messenger RNA of Linum trigynum, 804 nucleotides long. The record is from the annotation of a GenBank genome assembly. Lineage: Eukaryota; Viridiplantae; Streptophyta; Magnoliopsida; Malpighiales; Linaceae.
AUGGAUCCCAAGCUAACGGAGGUGUCGCAGUACUUCGAGCGAUUCAAAGCGGCUUGUGUGAGGGAGGAUAUCGAUACCUCUGCCAAUCUGCUGUCUCAGCUUAAGGUCUCGUUGACUAGCUUCAGAAGCCUUCCACCUUUGUUCGAAGUUACUCCAAAUUCUGUUCAAGAAUUGACGAUAGCGAGAGAUAUUUAUGAGCAUGCUGUACUUCUAAGUGUGAAGAUGGGGGAUCAGGAUGCCUUUGAAAGGGACUUCUUUCAGCUGAAGCCCUAUUAUACAGACGCCCGUAAACGCCUACCACCAUCUCCUCAAGAACACAUGAUAUUGGGCCUCAACCUUUUGAGACUCCUUGUUCAGAAUAGAAUUGCUGAAUUCCAUACUGAACUAGAACUGCUGCCAGCCGAGUCUCUCGAGGAUCCUUGCAUCAAGCAUGCCGUGGAGUUGGAGCAGUCAUUCAUGGAAGGGGCAUACAACCGUGUGUUGACUGCAAAACAAACUGUUCCAAACCAGAGCUAUGACUACUUCAUGGAUCUUUUGGCAAAGACUGUCAGGGAUGAGAUAUCUGGGUGCAGCGAGAAGGCAUAUGACUACCUUUCAAUAAACGAUGCCCGCCAAAUGUUGCUCUUCUCUUCCGAUAAUGAACUCUUGCAAUACAUUAAUGAGGAGCAUCCGGAGUGGGAAAUAAAAGAUGGGUCUGUCGUCUUCCAGAAAGCAAAGGAAACUGCACCUUGCAAGGAGAUCCCGUCUCUACAACUUAUCAACCAGACGCUCAGCUAUGCCCGAGAGUUGGAGCGGAUUGUUUAG